This is a messenger RNA of Capsella rubella, 1156 nucleotides long. RefSeq names its product putative F-box protein At1g23770. The transcript has a single exon. Gene Ontology annotation, molecular function: protein binding. NCBI's taxonomy places the organism in Eukaryota, Viridiplantae, Streptophyta, Magnoliopsida, Brassicales, Brassicaceae. The record is from RefSeq and is a predicted model, not a curated record. The coding region runs from base 23 to 1156 and encodes 377 amino acids.
UCUCCGGCUACGUAUCAAUCCCAUGGCGCCUACCUCAGUUCAUCUGUUACCAUAUCCAGCGGAAGGUCCAGAGCCGAUGGAUGUUAAGAUCGCUCCGGCAGUAAGCAAAAGGUUUAGUAUAACAUUCUUUUUGAAAAAGAUAUUGCUUGAGAAAUCUGGUGACGACAGUGACCUGACGAUUUUGGUUUUGUCAGUUCAUGCUGUUAUGCUAGAAUCUGGUUUCUUGCUGUUGGAUCAUGGUCCUAAUGAUAGGUUUAGCUUUUCAAAGAAGUUACUCUCUGUUUCUCUUAGGUAUUCUCUGCCUGAGCUUAUUAGCCGUAAGGAUAACAAUAAACUCGAGUCUGUUACUUUGCGGUUUCACAACAUAGGCCCUAGGGUUGUAGUUUACGGAACACUAGGUGGGACUGGUGAGAGAGUGUACAUGACUAGUCUUGCUAAGCGUAGGUUCGUGCCCGUUAUCGACUUGGUUGUGGAUACUUUGAAGUUUGAGAAAGAAAGCUCUUCGAUCCACUACCGCCAAGUGUUUAUGUUCUGGAGAAUGGUUAAAGACGAUGUUGUUAUCCCGUUGUUGACUCGUCUUUGUGAAAAGACUGGCUUGGAUCCUCCGCCAAGUUUGCUUAGCCUACCACCAGAGCUAACUCUGAAGAUAUUAGAGUCGCUUCCUGGUGUGAGUAUUGGGCAUAUGGCUUGCGUUUGUACAGAGCUGCGGGGUGUGGCAUCAGACAAUGAUUUGUGGAAACAGAAAUGCUUGGAAGAAGCUAAGAAUCAUAUUUGGACAUUAACAGGUAGGAUUGAUUGGAAGCGUAGAUUUGCUGAGUUUUGGAGGCAAAAGAAACACCUCAUUCUCCAACAAAGAGAAAUCCUUGACAGAUGUCCAAGAAGCAAAGUUCCCACAAGAAGAAGCAAUAUAAGAGGAGUCCCUUGCAACAACCGUGGAGACCUUUAUGACCCUAGCAAUAUAAGAGGAGUCCCUUGCAACAACCGUGGAGACCUUUAUGACCCUAGCAAUAUAAGAGGAGUCCCUUGCAACAACCGUGGAGACCUUUAUGACCCUAGCAAUAGAGACCCUUCUGUCCUUAGAGUCCCAAGAAGCGGCCCUGGAAGAGAGCUUUACUCCCAGAGGCAAACAUGCGGAGUGAUCAGAUGGAACCGGUGA